Molecule: messenger RNA, 795 nt
Organism: Nicotiana attenuata
Lineage: Eukaryota; Viridiplantae; Streptophyta; Magnoliopsida; Solanales; Solanaceae
Exons: 1
Coding region: 1-795 (264 amino acids)
Source: RefSeq, a predicted model, not a curated record
AUGGUAGCUUUGCUGGAAACAAGAAUGACUAAUCACCUCUCAAUACUGGAAGAUUUCAACUUCACAGAGAUGAUAGAGGUUCCAGCAGAAGGGCAAGCUGGAGGGCUGGUGAUCCUAUGGAAUCAUGCUAGAGUCAUCGUCAACAACUUCACUAGGCGUAACCAAGAAAUCCAUGCCAUGAUCGAGGUAAAACCCAAUCACAAAAAUUGGCUAUUUCGUACCAUCUAUGCUAGCACUGAUAAGCAUAAUCGAGAUAUCUUAUGGCAAAACAUAAAAAAUAUCUACAACUCUUAUAAAGGGGCUUGGCUUAUGGGCGGGGAUUUUAAUGAUGUGAUUAUGGCCCAAGAAAAAUUAGGUGGCAAGGCAGUGAACCAAAAGCGUGCUAAAAGCAUUUUAGAGAGCCUAAAUUACUGUAAUCUUUUUGAUCUAGGAUUUAAAGGGUGUAAUUUUACUUGGUCGAACCAUAGAAGAAAAGGUAAAGGUCUGAUAAUGGAACGAUUAGAUAGGAUCUUUGCUAAUACGGAGUGGCUAGAUCAAUAUCCUGAAGCCUCUACAAUUCAUCUACCAAACAUCCACUCCGACCAUAAUCCCAUCCUCAUUUCCCUCAAAAAGAAAAAUAUGACCUACAUUGACAAACCCUUCCGUUUAGAGACAAUGUGGUGCUCACACCCUGAUUUCAUAUCAUUAGUGAAAAAGCACUGGGUCACAAAUGACCUUAUAACGGCCACCAAGUCUUUUGGGGAGGAUGUUAAGUCCUGGAGUAGAGAGGUUUUAGGUAACAUUAAUAGGAAGUAA